AAAAUGCCUCUUCCACCAGCUCUUCUCGCUCGACUUCAAAAAAGGGGAAUUGUAAAGCAAGAAGAAGAGGUUAUCGCUGAAAACUAUGAAAAAGAGCCAGAAAAGAAAAGUUUCGAAGAGAAUUCGGCAGGAGCACCUGGUUGUCCAAAUAAAUGGAAUCAAUAUCACGUUUGCCUCGAAUUUUGCUAUGAUCAUUGGGGCGAUGGAACUCCGGAAUAUCGGUUGCCCGAGAGAUAUGUGCAGAACAAAAACAGAAUGCUUGCAAAGUUUCCACUUCCCGAAAAUUGGGUUGAAGUCUAUGAUGAGGGACUUGCGAAGUAUUAUUUCUGGAAUAAAACAACAGAUGAGGUUUGUUGGUACUCGCCUCGUCAUCCACGAGCUAUUAUCAGUGAUCCAGCUCCUCGAAUCGCCAGAGAGCAUGCUACAGUGCUUUUUGGAGAUUCUCACGCAUCUGAGGAGGACAAUGCCGCCCGCCGCAGAAAUUUCCACAACAAGAAAACUUCACGCGGAGGGAAUGAUGAUAAGCAAUCACGUGGCAAUAAUGCUGAAAAGCGGAAGCGACGUGAUCCGAUGACGUCACAGGGUCCAGAUUCAGAUGAAGACGAGUUACAGGAAAUGACAAAUAAGGAUAGACUGAAAAGAGCAAAAAGGAAAGGAAUUGAUCCAAUGGAUCCAGCAGCUUAUGGAGAUGCUCCAGUUGGAAAAUGGUCGGAUGGUCUUCGAGUUGAUCAGGUGACUGGAGCCGACGUGACUGCUGGUGGACCACUUUUCCAACAAAGACCCUAUCCUGCUCCGGGAGCAAUUCUCAGAAAGCAGAAACCACAGGAUGAAGAGGACGAUCAAUAAUUCAAUUUUAUUGUUUUAAUUUUUGAUUAUUUUAAUUCAAAAUUCCUACUCCACUUCCUUCCAAAAGUUCUGUCAUUUCCUACUAUUUAUUUGUUCUGUUUUGUACCGUUGUACCUGUAUCUUUUUCUUUUUCUAUGCACAUAAAUGUGCUCAGACAUCUGAAUUUUUCUCUGUGCUUCUCCAAAACAUUUCCAUAAAUUCAUCAACUGUU
This is a messenger RNA of Caenorhabditis elegans, 1057 nucleotides long. RefSeq names its product WW domain-containing protein (gene pqbp-1.1). The coding region runs from base 4 to 846 and encodes 280 amino acids. Lineage: Eukaryota; Metazoa; Nematoda; Chromadorea; Rhabditida; Rhabditidae. The record is from RefSeq and is marked reviewed. The transcript has 5 exons.